Molecule: messenger RNA, 492 nt
Organism: Blastomyces dermatitidis ER-3
Lineage: Eukaryota; Fungi; Ascomycota; Eurotiomycetes; Onygenales; Ajellomycetaceae
Exons: 2
Coding region: 1-492 (163 amino acids)
Source: RefSeq, a predicted model, not a curated record
AUGUCAAAGCUCAAACACAGUGUUCAAACUGUCAAAGAUAUGGACACUUUGCAAUCUCAUGUUUUAGAGACUCAAAAUGUGCAUUCUGUGCCAGAGAUCACAAAACUAGUGAGCAUAAAUGUGAAACAUGCUCAAAAAGAGGUGAAAUUUGUCAACAUACUCUGCUUAAGUGCUCUAAUUGCAAAGAAAAACAUGCAUCUAGCUCAAAAGAAUAACUGGAGAAAAGAUGAAGCUCAAAGUCAAUCUAGAACUGAAGAGAAGAGUCAAGCCAGUAAACUCACAACUGCAAGCUCAAAAAGAAGAAACUCUCAAUUAUCUAAGUCUUCAAACUUCAAUUCUCCAGCAAAAUGUAAACAGAAUUUGAAUCCUCAAACUCCUGUUAAGAUUAGAGAAUUGAGAAAUGACUCUGAUGAUAAACUAGAUAUAAUGCAAGCAGUUGAGAUUUCUACUUUUCAGAACAGUUAUAAUCUACUAUCUGAUGAUAGUGAUUAG